AUGAGACUGGACGAGAAGCUUCCGGAACGGACGUCUUCUUUUUUUUUUUCCCACAUCUUUUUCCCUUUCUAUAUUGUAGUGGCAAACGAGUUCAUUGGACGCUAUGACUGUGAAAAGCUGGCGCAGGCUGGCAUCGCCCCUUCUGACAAAGGCGCAUCUCUCUCCCGUCGCUCCUCAAUUGUCAGCGGUUCGCCGGACUCAUCGAAUAACAAUAUCGAUUUGCUGUCUCACGAGUUUCCCGCGAGAUUUGCUUUAAUUGCGAGAGUGAAACGUCAUCAAGGAAAGAAUCUUCAGCAAAGAAAUAGAACUUUCCUUUCCCCUUUUCGAAGACACUGCUUUCUUUCUUUGUCGCAAUCCUUCCUGUUAAAUAUUAUUUUUACAGAAUUUUCUUUUUUUUUCAUUCUCUUCCGUUUAUUCGCUGCUUCUAUUUUUUUUUCUAUACAUUAUUUUUUUUUGUUAUUUAUUAUUUAUUACGUCUUUUCAUCUGAUUGGUUCUUUAUUUCUUUCUUUCUUUCUUUCUUUCUUUCUUUCUUUCUUUCUUUCUUUCUCUCCUUCCUCAUUUGUUUGUUUAUCUCCCUGUCUGUCUGUCUGUCUGUCUGUCUGUUGAUCUCUCUCUCUCUCUCGCCCUGGUUUCAUUCUUCCUUUCUACUUUCAUUAUUUGUUUCCCCAUUUCAUUUUCUUUGUUUAUUCUUUCUUAAUUUCUUUCAGUCGUUCCAUUUUGUUGUUCAUUCUUUCUUCUUCCUUGUCUAUAUUUUCUAUUUUUCUCUUUCUUCUAUUCUUUUUGAUUUUCUUUAUUUAUUAUUGUAUCUGUCUGUCUGUCUCACUUUUAUGUUUUUUUUCGUUCUUUCAUUGCUUAGUUUUCUUUCAUUUGAUUUGUUUCAUCUCUCUCAUCAUUUUUCUAUACUUGGACCCUAUUUUAUAUUUUUUUCUUUUAUUUUCUUUCUUUUAUCUUUUCUUUUGUCCUUCACUUCUUUUUGUCUUCUUUUAUACUUUUUCUCCUUUUUAUUAAUUUUUACUUAUAUUAUUCUUUCUCUCCUUUUUUCUUUUUUCCUUCUUUUAUCUGCCUUUCUUUUAUUUUUUUCUAUCCUUCUUUCUUAUUUUAUACUUUCUCCUUUGUUUUUUUCUUUUACCUUUUCUCUACCGUUCUCUCCUUUUUAUUCAUUUUGCCUUAUUUAA
This is a messenger RNA of Acanthosepion pharaonis, 1176 nucleotides long. Lineage: Eukaryota; Metazoa; Mollusca; Cephalopoda; Sepiida; Sepiidae. The record is from the annotation of a GenBank genome assembly.